CGGCCGGCUGUCGGACGCGGAAGCACCGCUCUGCGUUGCGCGCUCGCAGGCUACGUCACUAGCCCAGCGCGGGAAAACCGAAACGUGCGCUCCGAGACUACCGGGCAGGCCGCCUGCCCCCUCAAUCUCCUCAGCGUGUUCGCCACGAACGGCAACGUGUCUCUGACAUCUCCCGAAAACAUUCCCUUUCAUCGCAGAUACACCGUCUCUUUCGAAAGAGAUCGAUACACAAUGCAACUGAUAUUAGACGCAUCCCCGCUUCGCGGAGCCGUGACGUCCUGUCUCCGCGGACGGUACAGGAUCGCGGGCGUUUGAAUCGGAGAAUCGACUGUCACUCUUCGCGAAUGUGGCGGACACUGACGUAGAAAUCUGAGUUGGUCAGACGAGGGUUUCAGUGCGGCGAUGGACAGCAGCUGAGCGCCAUGAGAGGCCUCCUGGUGGUGUCGUCGCUCCUGCUGCUGUGCUGCGUCGAUCGCAUACCGGCCUCCACAAAGAAAACGGAGGCACGUCGCGACCACUGCAACAAGACGGUGGACAUCUAUGAGGAUGUGUCGAGCCCGGAAGUGACGUCAGAGACGGCGGGCCGGCCGAUGACGUGCUGGUACCGCUUCCGGUCGUUCCGCGGCACCCCACGAGACUGGGUGCUGCGCAUCCGCUUCAAAAAGUUCAAGGUGGGCGUGCUCGCCAACAGCACCCACUGCCUCGGCGGAUAUGUCCAGAUUGUCGAUGGUAACGCAAAAACGGACGUGAGCAACCGGAAAGACCCGGGCAUGUUCUGCGGCGAGACUGAACAACCGCAGACGUUCAUCUCGGAGACGAGCUUCGUCAAGGUGGUGUUCCACGUGGACAACUUCACGGACCAGACCUACUUCAGCUUCGACUCCCGAGCAGAGCAGCAGCUGGAGGUGUACCUGCGGUACGGCCACCAUCCUGAGCUCUAUCCCAACAGGAGGGGGGAGGUGGUUUCAGGGUCCUACUGCGAGCGAGUGUUCCGCGACUGUCGCCUGCAGACGUGCUACGUGCAGUCGCCCGCCUACCCGGGCGUCUACCCGAGGGGGCUGCACUGCCGCUACCAGCUCAACACUAGGCAGCCUUUCAUCAAGCUCUACAUCGAGAACGAGGAGUUCAACAUAGACGGACAACGAUGCGAAAACAUCAUGAUGUGUCCUAUGAGACCCAUCUCUUCCGGACAAGAAAAUUGUCCCUACGAUUACAUCAAAAUCUACGAUGGCAAAGACGAAUCCUCGCCUGUCAUAGGCGUGUUUUGCGGCAUGGGCAAGUUCCCGUACUCCAUCAUCGGCACGUCGGAGGACCUGCUGGUGGAGUUCUCGAGCUCGGCGGCGGGGCCGCUGCUCAACACGGGCUUCCACUUCAACGUGGGCAGCUGGCCGGGCCACGUGGAGACGGCGGGCGUGCGCAACGGCACGUGCGACUGGCUGCUCAGCUCCGAGGCGCUCGCCUCCUCCGGGGACUCUGAGGGCAUCUUCCUGAGCGUGGCACACUGGUACCCGCCGCACACCUCCUGCACCUACCUCAUGCGCGGGCGACCCGGCGAGGUCGUCCGCCUCUACUUUCCCAGUUUCCGCAUCAACACAAUCGAAGCACCUAUCCGCGUGUUUGACGGGGACUGCGGCGAGUCGCUGACUCUGUACGACGCGUCGUGGGCGGAUGACACGCGCAUCAUCAAGACCUUCUGCGACACCUUCUCCAGGGCCAUGGAGAAGCACGACUUCGUCUCCACCGGCAGCUCGCUCUUCGUGCGUUUCGAGAGUAAGACGGGCAGCUACUCUGGGUCCUCGCUGUACUACUGGGCCCACUACGACUUCUUCAACGCGAGCCUCAGCGGCGACCCGGUGGCGGGCACCGCCUGCGACGAGGUGUUCCCCGCGUGGCGCCGCGCCUCAGGGUACCUGCGCUCGCCACUCAACACGCUGGUCUACAAGCGCCACGCCGACCCGCACCACAGCGUGCGCUGCCAGUACCGCUUCGUCACCGACCGGAGGCUGUUCGCCAGGGUCAUCCUCACCAUAGAGUCCAUGGCGUUCAAGGACAACACGUACGUGACGAGCAAGUGCAGCGACUGCCUGCGCGACCGCGCGGACAAGCUGGUGGUGCUGGAGCCGGAGGGCGGCGCGGCGGCGCUCAACUGGUCGGCGUCGGCGUGCCUGUGCCACGGGGGCGCGCAGCUGCCGCCGCUGUCGGUGGUGUCGCGCGGCGAGCGCCUCACGCUGGAGCUGCGCGUCGACGCGGCGCACGCCGCCUCCAGCUACUUCAAGCACGCGCCGCCUCUGUUCGAGGCCCGCUACCGCUUCGUGCACGCGCCCCUCUGCGGGCCGCCGCUGCUGCCGCCCGCCACCGACGGCGAGCUGCGCUUCCCCGACUACGACGCGCUGCUGGGCAACGUCGAGCCGCCCAGGACGGUGCACUGUAUCUGGGAACUGCAGGUCCACAGGGAUCGCGACCUGUGGCUGAACGUGGACCGAAUGAAGCUGGAGAACGGGGCGUGCGACGAGAACCGGCUGGAGGCGUUCGUGUCGGGCCGCGCGGCGCCCUUCCUGUCCAUCUGCAGGGAGAACGUGGCGGCGGCGUCGCGCGAGCUGCCCAUCCUGACGGCCGCCGACCUGGCGGCGUCGCUGCCGCAGCGCGCGCCGCCGGACGCCGUGCCGUCGGUGCGGCUGGUGUUCCGCGCCAGCGUCUGGCCCGCCAUGCCCACCUUCAAGAUCGCGUGGACCGAGCUGUACCGCCUGCCGCGCAACCCGGACGGCACGCUCGCCACCUCGCGACUCACCGAGGCGGCCGCCGGCUCCGAGCCGUGCGAGUUCGUCUGCCCGGGCCAGUCCGGCCUGUGCAUCCCCAUGCGGCUCGUCUGCAACGGCGUCGUCAACUGCCCGUCGCAGGCCGGCAACGCCAGCGGCAUCGGCGCCGGCGCGGCGGCCGGGUCGGCGGCGUCGCCUCCAGAGGCGGGUGUCGCGCCGGCGGCGGCCGACGACGAGAGCGGCGAGAUGUGCGCGCGCCAGGAGGCGGCGCCAGUCAACUGGCUGGCCGUGGGGCUGGGGGCGGCGGGAGGCGGCGUUAUGGCGGCCGCGUGCCUCGCCGUGCUGUGCCGCGCCUGCUGCCGCAAGCGGCACGCCGACGACGACGGCGAUGGCGACGGCGACGACGCGCACGUGCCCUACUGACAGUGAGACCAGCUGCUGGGGCGGCGCGCGCGCCUCGCGCUGCACGGCGACCUCGAAUACUUCGUGUAGGCCGGCCGCCACCGCCCCGCGGCGUGGAAACACUGUGAAUCGGACAUUAUGCGUCGACACGCCUCUACGGCGCUGUGCACACGAGAAAAGCCACCAGUCCGAUGUACUUCCCACACGAAUAUAUCACUGUUAUCGUACUACAAACAUGUCGACAACAGUAAUCUAGUAACAGUCACCAGACGCUACUUAUUGGUUUCAGUCUCGAGUGUAUCAUCUCCCAAUACCGUCGCAACUGACUUUACGUCGACUUUACACUUGAAGUGCCCUCAGUCACAGUACACUGUUCUAACUUGUUACGUAUCUCUACUGUUCUAAGGCUGUUCUAGGUUAAAGUCACUCGUUGAUGGAAAUGGAGAGCAUUUCAGAACGCGAUAUUUCCUCCGACAAAGAGGUCAUUGCUGACCUGAAAGUAGCGAUUGAAAGUUGUGAUUUGUUUUGUGAGAGACAGCUGCCAACCAAUGCAUCAAUCACCGUUCCUUUGUAGGCCUCCCGGAAUUACUCUAUGCUUUAUCUGUUCGUGGUACUCAUUCUGCACAACAUAAAUAUGUUGGAGAAACGUGGAAUUCACUGUAGGAUUAAUGCCUUCUCUAGACAAACAUGUAUGCAUCACACUUUUCAGUCAUAUGGAUACGACUCCAAUACUAAAAGCAAAUCACCUUUAUCCCACCUUCCAAUUUUUUUUUUUUUGCGACGCUUUAAUAUAACACGUCUUGCUCGUAAAUGGCAGGAUUGUUUAUUCUGAUUCUAAUAUUUGCUUCGAUAUGAGCUCUCAGGAUUAGAAAUUUUGGCAACCAAUGGACUGUCAAAAAUGGUGUGAUCCUCAAUCGUCCCUGCCAGUUGACCGUUCUUUCCAUGAGUUUGGUUCCUACUUCUUGAUAAGCAGCACACGAGUUACUGGUUUCACAUACAUUUGCGUAGCUGGAAUAUCGGAGUGUCUCCCCUAGUCAAAAAUCUAUUAUAGCUACAGUGAGGUUCAUGUUCUUGAACAUUAGUUUUAAGGGAAAGUACGCAAUAUAAAGAAUCAGGCAACGCUCAAAGGAUUCUCUGUCAUCUGCAUUUGUCGUAUUCCAUUCAGUUUCAGCAAGUUUUUCAGAGACGAUUGGGAAUAGAUUACAUAUUCAAAAUCAUAUCGUAUGUCGGUUUACUCUGAAAGCAUUGUCUAUAGAUGCAGUACAAAAUUUUCAGACUAUCCAUUUCAGACUGUUACUAUACACUCUUGACGCUAUCAAUUGGUGAUACUGAACUGCAUCAUCCCUAGACUGCAGAACGAACCCUUCUGCUGUGUAAUGAAGUACUGAUUCAGAACUGACGUUCAAGUUUGUAAAAAUAAACAACUGCUGCAAUUAAACGUUGUUUCAUGGGCCGGUCGGGGUGGCCGAGCGGUUCUAGGCGCUACAGUGUGGAACCGCGCGACCGCUACGGUCGCAAGUUCGAAUCCUGCCUCGGGCAUGGAUAUGUGUGAUGUCCUUAGAUUAGUUAGGUUUAAGUAGUUCUAAGUCGUAGGGGACUGAUGACCUCAGAAGUUAAGUCCCAUAGUGCUCAGAGCCACUUGAACCAUUUUUGUUUCAUGAACGUCGACAUAUCUAACGCGUCAUGAAAUAACUAAGCCGUCACAACCGUUUUGAUGAAUUAUAGCAGCCAAAGAAAAAGUAGUUGUAGUUUUGUUUUUGCCUAAUGAGGUAUGCUAGAAACUGUUGUGUUUUCGAGAUUAGUGGGACGUAAUGAUGUACCAGGCAUGGUAUCUACUUACAGUGAAAACUUUUCCAGAAAGAGUCGGAUAAUGCAGAACUAAUUCAAGCCAUGACAGAAAACAAAACAAGGUCUCACCUCUAUUACUACGUAAAUUCUCAUCACGCAUACUGAGGUAGACAAAGAUCUUUUGCUUUGCACGAAGCAAACAUAGCUGUUCGCCUAGAAGUGUGAAAGAAAGUAUUGAAAAGUUUCAUAUUACAGCACACUUAUUUUGCAGAGCUAUCCGUUACAUAUAUAAAACAUCUGUUGGAUGGAAAACAAAGUUAUUCUAUAUCUCGUUGAAUUAAUCAUAUAGAGUAUUUUUCGCUCGUUAAGGUGAACUCGGAGUGUAUAGGAAAUGCGAGUUCUUAGACGGAAACUGAAAUUACCGUAGUCCUCUACGUUAAGGAGACAGACAAUGUUAUGGUAAGAAAUACGUAAAGAUGUCACAGAUUAGCUAGUAGCUUUUCUUGAUAUCAUAAUAGUGUCGAACAAGAUAGUAAGAAGUCUGGUUGAGGACUCAAUUAUCUCUCAUUAUCUUACUGAAGUGCAUACAAUUAUUUCAUUCCUUAUAACCAACACGCAUUUAGGUGAGUAACUGUGAAGGUCUUAUGCUGGACUUAUUUGUCUUCUCAAAAUACCCUUUAAAAUCACUAUUUGCAAGUGGGCUACAAUAAACAAUUGAUUUCCAAAUGUCUCCAGAAGUAAAACUGAACGAUAGUUACGUCGCCCUAUGUAAAUCUAGACUGGCAAUUGCUGUGACGUUAUAUACUUCAUGCUUAUGUUUUUCAACCGUGUGCUCUGCAGCGUCUUCAGUGCAGUGGAUAAUGAGUGAUUCCUGACAUGACAUUUUAUUUUGAGACAGUUGUAAAAAUAUCUCAGUGCUGUUUAAUCUUUUUUCAGCUGUGACGGAAGAAAUACCGUGAAAUCUGGAAAUCCGUUGUUCACGUCUUUUCAUCAAGUUUACUUAAUCAGCUCUAUGUUUACUGUCUUGAAUUUUCUCUAACGGCUCACGUACCCCUUGUUUCUUCACCUGUAACUCAAAUCUACGACUGUUAAUUGGUGAGAUGUAAUGGAACUCGUGCAUGAGCAGCACCACAGAACUUUAGAGGCGAAGUAACAUAAUUUACGACAGAUAUUUAAAUAUUUAAUGGACAUGCCAAAUGUUCCUCGAGGAUUCAGCUGCGGAACUCAGACUGUAGCUUGGGCUUCGUUCAAAUUUAGAAGUGUGUAAUAGUGUGUAGACGCUAAACGAUACAACGUGUGCCUCGAAUUACUAAAAAGGAAACGUUAUGUUUCACAGGAUAGCAAUAAAUUUCAGAAACGAGUUUGUAGCUUCAGAUUUGCGCGUGAUUCGAGAACACUGGCACAUGCAAUCCUACAGAAGUGAUCAGCAUAUACGUUCGUGUUACAACAUUCAUUAAUGAUUGCAACUUUACUCAUCCCGUGUCUCAUAGGCGCAAGUAAAAUAUUUUGACACGUUAAAUUCACAGAAUUUUUCUACAUGAAAUAUUUUAUCGUGUACGAUCAAAUGAAGCUUUCUAAUUGCUUGAAGUGUGUAUAGGUAUAGUUUAGCAACAUCAGUAAGUGUAUAAACAACUGGAUAGCUUCACGAAACGCUGCCGAAAGAAUUAUUUACAAAGACUCACUCCAAGACAGUUGGGGUCUUAUUACAAUGUUCUUGUCAUAAUCUUCAUCAACGUGGAGUGUGCAUAAGGUUUGCUGAAAGAAUGCUUCAUUAAAGUAUAUGCGGUGUGUAUGCGGUUAAUGUAACGACGAUAUCGAGAAGAUUAAAUUUGUUGAGCUACUGUGAUAUCAAGUUGUUAUAGAAGAAUUCAAAAUACUGUAAAAGAUUGUCUAGCACCAUGCAUUUGAUAUUCACAGUUAUUGUGUAUUUUUAAUAAAGAAAUUUCCUUUUGUAUUUAAAAAUAAAUUACAAAACUUGUUUCCUCUUGAUCAUAUUAGAUAGGUCAGAGCUAAACGUGAAGCAGAGCUGACAGCAACUACGUCGAUGAUGAAGAAUGAUGUCGUUAAUGGAAGGCGUUAAGUACCCUGCGUCUGUAGAGGUCAGGUAUAAAACGAAUUAGACUUGGACGCUUAGACGUUAUAACAUGUCACUGGUAAAACAACAUAUAUUUUCUUGUAGAGAGAAAUGGUUUAUGGAGAAAAUGUGAUACCAUAUGUCUAAGGGUAAUUCAGAAACACAAAUAUGUUUUAUUUCAAUAUACCUUUACGAAUUAUGGAUUUGAAAAAUAUGGCAACUACAGUAACAGACCAUCAAAAACUCCUUAGCUACCAAAAGAACUGGUUUUAAAUUUACGAAUCAAUUAAUGGUCAUGUAAACAUCACUUGUCGCAAGCUCAUUCCUGUAAGCAAUAAUAUUUAUGAACUACUUUAUAGAGAACGGCACACAUAACUGAAUAAAUGGGGCACUUCUGAUUGAAACGUGAUUCUUUGGCUCUAACAGGUAACACUGGAUGCUCUCUAGAGAUAAACUCAGUCUGUAUACAGUUUCAGAAAACCAUGUUUAGACAAUGCCACGAAAGUCUAUAUCUAAAUUACACUGGAAACCAAGGUUUAAUGUAGGCAAUACCCACAGUAAUAAGUGAAAGGUGGUAGCCACAAUCGUAAAAGUACAUUGUGCUGCAGAACCAAAACACACACAAACUCUAUCACAACAGUAUCUUCGUCAUUAGGAGAAUUGUAUAUGUUCAUUAAUUUAAACAAAAGGAAACAUACAUCAAUAACUGAAGAGGAUAAA
Messenger RNA from Schistocerca gregaria, 7740 nucleotides. Its product is annotated as cubilin-like. Gene Ontology annotation, molecular function: protein binding. The record is from RefSeq and is a predicted model, not a curated record. The transcript has 9 exons. Lineage: Eukaryota; Metazoa; Arthropoda; Insecta; Orthoptera; Acrididae. Gene Ontology annotation, cellular component: plasma membrane. The coding region runs from base 423 to 3179 and encodes 918 amino acids.